Molecule: messenger RNA, 1534 nt
Organism: Parastagonospora nodorum SN15
Lineage: Eukaryota; Fungi; Ascomycota; Dothideomycetes; Pleosporales; Phaeosphaeriaceae
Exons: 4
Coding region: 267-905 (212 amino acids)
Biological process (GO): signal transduction
Cellular component (GO): plasma membrane
Molecular function (GO): GTP binding; GDP binding; GTPase activity
Source: RefSeq, a predicted model, not a curated record
CCCUGCUGCUGCACUCUCCCUUCAUCUGCACGCCAGCGCUGCCAUCCCCACCGCACUCGUUGACCUGCCGGCACCACCCAAUUGCGCAUUCUGCCUGUUGCGCCCCGUAAGCUGCCGCCUCGCCUCCCUUGAUCGUCGAACGGUCGACUCGCCCUCCCGCCUCCCCAAUUGUGCCCAGACCCGCGUCUAGCUUCCUCGCACCGCGACGAGCCCACCAGCAACAUCCGCACAGGGUCCUCUCUCACACAACACACACACAUCACACAAUGGCAUCAAAGUUUCUCCGAGAAUACAAGCUGGUGGUAGUAGGCGGCGGUGGUGUCGGAAAGUCGUGCCUGACCAUCCAGCUGAUCCAGAGCCACUUUGUCGACGAAUAUGACCCGACCAUUGAGGACUCGUACCGCAAGCAGUGUGUCAUCGACGACGAGGUUGCGCUGCUCGACGUGCUCGACACAGCCGGCCAGGAGGAGUACUCGGCGAUGCGGGAGCAGUACAUGCGCACAGGCGAGGGCUUCCUGCUCGUCUACUCGAUAACCGACCGUCAGAGCUUCGAGGAGAUCAUGACCUUCCAGCAGCAAAUCCUGAGAGUAAAGGACAAGGACUACUUUCCCAUGAUUGUCGUCGGCAACAAGUGCGAUCUCGACGGCGAGAGGCAAGUCUCAACACAAGAGGGCCAGACGCUGGCCAACAACUUUGGCUGCAAAUUCAUCGAGACGUCGGCAAAAUCGCGCAUCAACGUCGACAACGCCUUCUACGACAUUGUACGAGAGAUCCGCAGAUACAACAAGGAGAUGUCAUCAUACACUGGCGCCCCCUCGGGCGGCCAUGGCUCCAACGGCAUCCAGAAGAUGGGCAUCGAGGACGAUUCAGAGAAGAAGGGCUGCUGUGGCUGCGUAGUAAUGUAAGGAGACGGAUAAUCAUGUUGUUGUUGCUGCUGCUGCUGUCGCGCGCACAAAGAGAGAGAAGAGAAGCGUACCACACCACACCCACCACCCGCUUCCCCCGCCCUGGCCAUAGGCGGCAGAGGAAGAGCCUGCGAUACCAUUAGCACGUACUGUCAGUUUAACUUGGUCCUUUACGGGGGAUUCUCCGCUCCUUUUCACUUCGACACUUUCGCUGUUUCCUAGGGUUCACUUUUUGGGGGGCUCGGUGUUGAUCAACGGUAUCCCUGACUCAAAUUCUGCUGGCGCGCCCUCUCAACGGAAACGCCCCUUCGAUUCCACCCUAUUGCUGCUGUGGUCUCGAGAAACGUUUCUCUUCUUUCCCCCCAAAUAUCACGGUGGCGCUUGUUCGCUCAUAGAAGACCUCUCUCUCUUAUGGCAUUUAUUGGUACAUUUUGUUGUUGGUUUGUAGGUCCUACGUAUGCGCCAUGUCAUAAGAUGAAAGGCCAAGGCAUGGCAAUUGAGGAUUCGGUGGAAAUGUCCAAAAGAUCUCUUUAUCUAUUAUCUCUCAUACCUACCAUCUCCUUCUACUGAUUCUGAAUUUACACCAGUUCUUUUAACUUCUAUGGACAUAAUUCAUCUCUGCUUUUUAC